Messenger RNA from Penicillium waksmanii, 1530 nucleotides. RefSeq lists its product as uncharacterized. Bases 1 to 1530 code for a protein of 509 amino acids. NCBI's taxonomy places the organism in Eukaryota, Fungi, Ascomycota, Eurotiomycetes, Eurotiales, Aspergillaceae. Gene Ontology annotation, biological process: transmembrane transport. The record is from RefSeq and is a predicted model, not a curated record. The transcript has 7 exons. Gene Ontology annotation, molecular function: transmembrane transporter activity.
AUGGAUGAUAUUCGAUCAACAGAGAAAGAUGCUCAGCUAAAUGGCUCCUCUGCAGAUGAGGGUUCUGGGAAGGCCAUGCCUCUUAGCGAUGGGGAAGUUGAGCAGUUCUAUGGCUCUUCUACUACCCAGGCCUACAGGCUCAAGUCUGAGUUGGUUGGGCAGUGUAUGGAAGAGAUUGGGAUGGGAAGGUUUCAGUGGAAGCUUUGGGUCGUAACUGGCUUUGGAUGGGUAGUUGACAAUGUUGGUUCUCAGGACUUCUUGGUUAUUUCAAGUGCUAAUGAUUACAUUCUAUCUCAGUUCGCAUCCCAAGGAAUCGGCAGUGUUCAGCCUCCAAUUCGGCAAGAAUUUUCCGGCAUCGUCCAAGUGAGCUAUAGUUCUGUUGCAUAUUAUGUCGGUCUUAUCCUGGGUGCAACAUUCUGGGGCACAUCCAGUGAUCUUAUCGGUCGGCGACCUGCUUUUAAUUUCACGCUGCUCAUUGCGGGAACAUUUCUUUGCGCUGCUGCGGGGUCCAUGAACUUCAUUGCAUUCAGUGGUCUUUGGGCCGUUAUUGGUACAGCUGCAGGGGGCAAUGUGCCUGUGGAUUGUAUGAUUUUCUUGGAAUUCGUCCCUGGAAGUCAUCAAUAUCUUCUUACAGCUCUUUCGGCCUGGUGGAAUAUGAGCCAGCUAGUGGUAUCAUUGAUAGCCUGGGUGUUCCUUGCUAAUUUUAGCUGCCCGACCGACGCAACCCCUGAGACAUGUCGCCGUCAAGACAAUAUGGGAUGGCGAUAUACACUUAUUGUGCUUGGCGGUCUGGCACUUUGCUUUACCUUCAUUCGCCUCUUCGUCUUCAAGCUCCCCGAAACCCCAAGAUACUUGCUAUCCCAAGGAAGAGACGAAGAAGCAGUGGAAGCAGUUAAUUACGUCGCCAGACAAAACGGAAAGCCUGAGCCUCUGACGAUUGGAAUGAUGCGCGAAAUCGAUGCCCGGCUAGGCAAUUUAUCUGAAAAUGGCGAUCAAGCGGCGAAACUAUCGAAAAAAGAGAUACUCGCAGAGACUAUGCAAGCCUUUAAAGGCGAACACUUCCGGGCACUCUUCGCAACUCGAAAACUUUCUCAGCAGACUCUCAUUAUCUGGGCAAUCUGGCUCACAGUUGGUAUUGCCUAUCCACUUUACUUCAAUUUCCUUCCCUCAUACCUCGCCACCAAGUUUACUCAGGACUCUUCCCUCAGUCUCACCUACCGCAACUAUUGUAUCGUCUCAGCUGUGGGGAUUGUGGGUCCGCUGUCCGCCGCUGUUGGUGUGAACACAAGGCUCGGUCGUCGAUGGAUGAUGGGAAUCUCGGCCGCAGUCACGGGUGUAUUUCUGUUCGCCUAUGUAGGUGUUAACACCCCUACCUCCAGCUUGGCCUUCUCCUGCGUCACCAGUCUACUAGCAAAUUUUGAGUAUGCUGUGAUUAGUGCUCCGAUCUAUGUGAGUGCCGCUCUUUGGGUGGCCGUCGGCGGAUUGAGUAUUGGUUUGCCUUUUGAAACGCAUGGACAUGGUGCGCUGUGA